Caenorhabditis bovis is the source of this 1014-nucleotide messenger RNA. NCBI's taxonomy places the organism in Eukaryota, Metazoa, Nematoda, Chromadorea, Rhabditida, Rhabditidae. The record is from the annotation of a GenBank genome assembly.
AUGUUGUUCAAAUUUUUAAUUCCAUUCAUUAUAUUUUGGGCGGCGGAAGGUGUGAAAUUGAGCAGUAAAGAAAAUUGGAUAUUGAAGAGGAAUUGCGGUCGAUACGUUCCAGGAUUCAAUUCUGGAAAUGAGCGAGGAGGCGACGACACGUUCAAAGCACUUUAUGGUGUUGAAAUGAAGUCCGGACAGGCUCCAUGGGUUGUCUCAAUUGCGAAGCGUUAUAAGACCAUUUAUGGCAACGAGGAGUAUCAUUCGCAUGGAACCGGAACUUUGAUAUCGCCUUAUCAUGUUGUGACUGCAGCACAUCUUGUUGGAAUCACAAGUAAUCCGAAACCGAAUUGUGAAACUGGAGAAAUGCGCGACGCCAAAUUCAUGCACAAUUCCAAUGAUUUUGCGCUUUUCGUGAAUGUCACCUGCUCGGCGCCGGGAGUUUGUGAAACCCUUCGUCGACCCGACCGAUUCGAACCGCUUGAAGUGAGCAAUGUCUACAUCAAGAAAGGCUAUGUCGGCGAUGGAUGCGAGGAUCGCGAAUCCCAAAAUGACAUUGCGGUUUUUGAGCUCAAAAAUCCGGUGCUAUUUUCGAAGAACGUCUGGCCCGCUUGUUUGCCGCCAAGGGGAUACUCUCCAAAAAUGGGAGACGAAACGUCUCUUUACGGUUAUGGACGCGAUCCGUCGCACGAGGGCACCAGUAAGGAGAUGGGAGUUCUUCGCUCGAUCACGUCUAAGGUUGAUGAUUGCUCUGUCGAUCUUACUAUCAAGCACUUCUUCUGCACCACCGCCAACAAUGACGGGCUCUCGUGCGACGGGGAUAGUGGCUCGGGUGUGAUCCGCGAAAACGGAAGGAAAAAAGAAGUCAUUGGUGUUCUCUCGGCAGGUGUCAAUUGCAAAAAACUCUUCAAAACGCAUCAAAAGCAAGAGAGAAAUAACGAGGAUCUCACCAGAGAAGGUGACGUGCUUAUGUCAGUUUCCGACUUCCUCCCAUUCUUCUGCAAAUGUUGCGGACUUUGCGCAUAA